UUUCAACCAAAGCCUCUACUGUGCCAGCUAUGGUGCCUAGCUUCCAUAUCAAAAUAUCAUGUUGAAUACUCAAAGGGAUUUCUAGUAUCAUAUCCUGUCAUAGAAUACUAGACAAUCAUAUAUUUAUAAUUCCAACGAAAGUGGGAGAUAUGCAAGCAACUGGAAUCACAGCCGGGCUUCCCCCAAACCACAUUAUCACUCCAUCAAGAAGCCUGAUAUGAUAGGAUUACGUGCCGAUGCCCAGCGAGCACUGGAUGAACUGCAUCGCAACAACGACUCUGGCAACCGAUACAUCCUCCUCCCCAAUCUCCCCAGGGCCAUCCGCAUCCAACUAGACAAAGACAAGAACAUGCUGGACGGCAUCCCCUUCCGACUCACGUUCGAAGGGAGAACUGGCGUGAUGAAAAUCAUCCCUUCCUACACGCACGGAGUUGUCACGAGGCGAAUAGCCGACGAGAUCCUAUUUCAAAGCAUGCUGAAUAGAACCCCCGAAGACGAUAUUGGAUGGGCGGCGACGACCACGUUUCGAUCGACCACGCGGCACAAGGGGAAGCAGCCAGACGACUGUUUCUUACCCGCCACCAGACAGGGACGUGGUGGUGACCCUCCCAAAUCGCCGACGCUGGUUCUUGAAUCGGGUGUGUUGGAGUCUCUUCCAAGGCUGCACGAGGACGUCAAAUGGUGGUUCCAGAAUUCAAGCGGUGCAGUGCGGAUCGUCUUGGUGUUUAGUAUCGACAAGACUCGAAGGACUAUCCUUCUUGAGAAAUGGCAGCGGAGGUCGGCGGAUCGUAUGCUGCACGGCAUAAACCAGAUGCCAAUCUCUAUGCCUGCUAUGGAUCUCCAGGACCCUGAGCUCCAGCAGCUAUAUGUCGCGCAAAGUAUCACUAUCACGUCCACUUCGGUGGUUGGCAGUGUCCCACUAUCUCUUCAUUUCGAAAGCCUGUUUGACCGCGCUCCUCAGUCUGCGGAGAGAGACCUUCAACUUGAUGUCCAGAGACUAGUGGAUAUUGCGCAAAAUCUAUAAUCAGUUCAAUACGACACAUAUUUUGCAUACUUCCAAGCCCAUCGAGUAUCUGGUAAUGAUUUAAGACACUUAAGAUGGGGAUGAAUAAUAAUUUUGUAGG
Penicilliopsis zonata CBS 506.65 is the source of this 1124-nucleotide messenger RNA. RefSeq lists its product as hypothetical. Bases 218 to 1024 code for a protein of 268 amino acids. Lineage: Eukaryota; Fungi; Ascomycota; Eurotiomycetes; Eurotiales; Aspergillaceae. The transcript has 3 exons. The record is from RefSeq and is a predicted model, not a curated record.